Salmo salar (Atlantic salmon) is the source of this 2995-nucleotide messenger RNA. NCBI's taxonomy places the organism in Eukaryota, Metazoa, Chordata, Actinopteri, Salmoniformes, Salmonidae. The record is from RefSeq and is a predicted model, not a curated record.
GUGAAGCGCUUGUGUGCAAUAACUCAAUUUGCCUUUGCAAACUUUGUUCACUCUGUUCAUAACCGAUUUUAUUUUGAGGAACAGAAAACUGUAUUGAGAUAAAAUGUUUAACUGAUGAGAAAAUUUGCCGAAUAUCGGCCAAAAUCCACCUCGUUCCAUCUUCUCCCACUGUCUGCCAGUGGGUUUUCCUCUCACUGCCAUAUUUAUACAUCCAAUUAAAUAUCUGUCGCAAUGUUCUGUCUGUGAUGUCGCAUUUGCUCUGUUGCAGUGGUGGAACAGGAAGUUCCGGGAAGGCGCUUGAGAUGUCUGGUGAAGACGAUAUAUUUUAUGUCCGUUUCACAUGUAUUACUACAGGUCAAGUCUGAGGCCGGUAACAUCAAUAGUGAGGACAAACCCAGCCUGCCUCUCUCCUUCCACACUGAGUCCAAACCUUCAGUCACUGGGUCCUGAUUCUGACAGUGGAGCCCAGUUUGCACUGCAGGAUCCAGAGAUGGCAUCAGUGAAGCUGGAAGACUGCAGUCAAACACUGGAGCUGAAUGUCAACAUUAAAGAUGAGGAGGAGAAGAUUGGGAAAUCUGUUUAUCAUGACCGACUCAGAUCAAGUCUAAGUCCGGUAACAUCAACAGUGAGGACAAACCCAGCCUGCCUCUCUCCCUCCACACUGAGUCCAAACCUACAGUCACUGGGUCCUGAUUGUGACAGUGGAGCCCAGUUUGCACUGCAGGAUCCAGAGAUGGCAUCAGUGAAGCUGGAAGACUGCAGUCAAACACUGGAGCUGAAUGUCAACAUUAAAGAUGAAGAAGAGGAGGAGAAGAUUGGGAAAUCUGUUUCUCAUGGAGACCAUGAUGAGACAUUCUCUACAUCCAGGGAGCAACAGCAGGAAGAUCCCAGAGCUAAGAGGUCUCAUCACUGCCCACAUUGUGAAGAGAUUUUCCCAUUUCUAUCAAAGCUAAAAAUACACCUAAAAAUACACACAGGAGAGAAUCUGUAUUCCUGCACUGACUGUGGGAAGAGAUUCACAACAUCACAAUCUCUGACAGUUCAUCAGAGAGUGCACACUGGAGAGAAGCCUUACUCCUGCUCUGAGUGUGGGAAGAGGUUCUCUCAACAGAUCCACUUACAAAUACACCAACAUGUACAUACAGGAGUGAAGCCUUACUCCUGCUCUGAGUGUGGGAAGAGGUUCUCUCAACAGUUCCACUUACAAAUACACCAACAUGUACAUACAGGAGUGAAGCCUUACUCCUGCUCUGACUGUGGGAAGACUUUCUCCCGAUUGGAUUCCUUAAAAACACAUGAACGUAUACAUACAGGAAAUAAUCCAUAUUCCUGUACUGACUGUGGGAAGACUUUCUCCCGAUUGGAUACCUUUAAAAUACAUGAACGUAUACAUACAGGAGAGAAUCCAUAUUCCUGUACUGACUGCGGGAAGAGCUUCACAACGUCAGGGACUCUGACAAUUCAUCAGAGAGUACACACUGGAGAGAAGCCUUUUUCCUGCUCUGGCUGUGAGAAGAGGUUCUCUCAACAUAUCCACUUACAAAAACACAAACGCCUACAUACAGGAGAGAAGCCUUACUGCUGCUCUGACUGUGGGAAGAGUUUCUCUCAACAGAACCACUUCAAAUCUCACCAGCGAAUACAUACAGGAGAGAAGCCUUACUCCUGCUCUGAAUGUGGGAAGAGUUUCAUCAGAUUGGAAAUAUUAAAAUGCCACCAGCGAAUACAUACAGGAGAGAAGCCUUACUGCUGCUCUGACUGUGGGAAGAGUUUCUCACAACUGGGCAACUUAAAAACACACCAACUUAUACAUAAAGGAGAGAAGCCUUACUCCUGCUCUGACUGUGGGAAGUGCUUCACAACAUCAACUGAUGUAAAAGUUCACAAAAGAGCACACACGGGAGAGAAGCCUUACUACUGCUCUGACUGUGGGAAGAGUUUUGCCAGAUUGUAUACCUUAAAAACACAUCAAUGUAUACAUAAUGGAGAGAAGCCUCAUCAGUUCUCUCAGACCAACUAAGAUUAAAGUCAUUACAUCACUUAAUUCUCAAGAAAGCGUAGCACACUAUUGUAUUCCUAUUGUUUCUCACUGUGAGAGAACUGUGCAGAGGAAAGGGAGCGUUAUAGAAUGUUAGCCUUCUUUUUACUUUACUGAUCAGUGUGCACCUGGUCAGUUUUGGUGUGUUUUGUUAGCUCCUACUUUAAAUAUUACUUUAAAUAUAUUGAGAGGACUUUGGGUUUGCCUUUAGGGUUGAAUAUCCUCUGUGAGGCUGGUUGACUGGGUGGUACUGCUUCCCUCUGCAGUUUUCUGUGGGAAUGAGUUAGUAGACACAACAUGUAUCAGAUAGAGAUGGUGUGAUGAUCAGUUUUCUGUGGGAAUGAGUUAGUAGACACAACAUGUAUCAGAUUGUGAUGAUCAGUGUUCUGUGGGAAUGAGUUAGUAGACACAACAUGUAUCAAUCAGAUAGAGAUGGUGUGAUGAUCAGUGUUCUGUGGGAAUAAGUUAGUAGACACAACAUGUAUCAGAUAGAGAUGAUGUGAUGAUCAGUUUUCUGUGGGAAUGAGUUAGUAGACACAACAUGUAUCAGAUAGAGAUGAUGUGAUGAUCAGUUUUCUGUGGGAAUGAGUUAGUAGACACAACAUGUAUCAGAUAGAGAUGGUGUGAUGAUCAGUGUUCUGUGGGAAUGAGUUAGUAGACACAACAUGUAUCAGAUUGUGAUGAUCAGUGUUCUGUGGGAAUGAGUUAGUAGACACAACAUGUAUCAGAUAGAGAUGAUGUGAUGAUCAGUUUUCACCAUUAUUUUGGGUGGUGUUAUUUUAGCUAUUAAAGGACUAUUUGUUUAAUUAUACACAGGUUAUGAAACAACUACAUGUGUUUUAUUAAAUUGUAUUUUAAAACUAGAUGAGUUAUUUUCAUCAUUGAUGAUGAAUAUGUUUAGGUUACUGUAUUGAAGCCAACUUAAUUGACAUGCCAAUAAAAAAACGUGAAAUUGUA